AUGGCGACUUUGGCGACGUUGCAGUCGGCAGAAACAGGCGCACCGCCAGGCGAGCAGUUCUUUACGGCAGCCGACUCUCGCCCCAUCAUCCUGUUUGAUGGCGUCUGCAACCUGUGCAACGGCGGAGUGAACUUCAUGCUUCAGUGGGACACGGCGGGCGAGUACAGGUUUGCGGCAUUGCAGUCGAAUGCGGGCCGCCAGCUGCUGCAGCGGUCGGGUCGGCAGCCCGAUGACAUCAGCUCCAUCGUGCUUGUGGAGCGCGGCGGCAGCUACAUCAAGGCCGCGGCCGUGCUGCGCAUCGCACAGCGCCUGCGAGCGCCGCUGCCACUCGUCGCGGCUGCGCUGGACGUCUUCCCGUUCCCUUUCAAGGAUGCAGUCUAUGGCCAGGUGGCCAACAACCGCUACCUGCUCUUCGGCCGCACCAAUGCCUGCCGCCUGAGCGAUCCACGCUUCGACGACCGCUUCCUGUCCAGCUGA
Molecule: messenger RNA, 477 nt
Organism: Chlorella variabilis
Lineage: Eukaryota; Viridiplantae; Chlorophyta; Trebouxiophyceae; Chlorellales; Chlorellaceae
Exons: 3
Coding region: 1-477 (158 amino acids)
Molecular function (GO): protein-disulfide reductase activity
Source: RefSeq, a predicted model, not a curated record